CUCUCUCUCUCUCUCUCUCCCCAAAAAAGCCCCGACUCCUCCUCCUCCCUCUCUCUCGUCGGCGCCCCUGAGAGAACCAAAUCAACAGUCGGAGUUGGAGAUCCCUCCCUACCUUCCUCCUCUGCCAACGUCACCCCCCCAAAUCCGAGCCCCAAAACCCCCAACUCCGAUCAACAGCGUAGUAAGCGAAACCCCCAAAAUCGACGCCGACUACGCUGUUGAUUUCAAAUCCUCGACGGAGCUCCCCCAAAAUCGACGCCGACUACGCUGUUGAUUUCAAAUCCUCGACGAAACCCCCAAAUCCGACGAGUACCCAACUCCGCCGCCGACUGCUGGUCUCCCUCGACGAAGUACCCAACUUCUCUUCUUCGAUCAGCCGCCCACCCGCAGCCUGUCAAUUAAACUUUUUUUAUGAGAAAUGGAAAACUUGGACACUGAAUCAUAUGAAUUAAACUUGGAUGACGAUAGUUCGAUAUAUACUCCUCAAGUAUCAGAUGAGUUGAGGCCAAAAAAGGGGCAAGAAUUUAACACAAUAGAUGAUGUUGUAACAUUCUACAAUGCUUAUGCUAAAGCAGCUGGGUUUAGUGUAAGGGCUUGGACUACUCAGAAAGAGCCGGGAAGUGGUGAAAUAAGAAGGAAGGAGUAUGUUUGUUUUAAACAAGGAAAAUCUCCAAGAAUCGCGGAUGUUGGAAAUAAAAGACGUCGAGGAAGCGUAGCUGAAGAUUGUCAUGCCAAAAUUGCAGUUUUAAAAUCGAUCUCCGGAAAAUACAUUGUUACUAUUUUUAAAGAGGAGCACAGCCAUCCGCUAUCAACCCCAUCAAAGGUUCAUCUUUUAAGGUCCCACCGUAACGUUUCAGCCGCAACAAAGUCUUUAACUAAACAGUUAUCAAUGGUGAAUAUACCUCAGCAUCAACAAUUCAGUUUUCUUGGAGUACAAUCUGGAGGUAUAGAAAAUAUUGGGUGCACUCAAAGAGAUUUGUAUAAUCAUGAAAGGGAUAUACGGGCUGAUUUGAAAGGGCAUGAUGGUCAAAUGUUUUAUGAGUAUUUAAAACUGGAACAAAGAAAGAAUCCCGCAUUUACUUUUCAAAUUGAGGCCGAUGAGGAACAAAAGAUUACUCGUUGUUUUUGGUCCGAUGCAAGUUCAAGGCGGGCUUACAAUUUCUUCGGUGAUGUUGUAAUCUUUGAUACUACUUAUAACACUAAUCGCUAUGGCCUGAUAUUUGCACCAAUAAUGGGGGUUAACAAUCAUGCUCAAACAGUUGUUUUUGCUUGUGGAUUUUUGAAUCAUGAGAGCGUUGAUGAUUUUGUAUGGUUAUUUACUAAAUUUUUGGAAAGUAUGCCUCGUGGUGCCCCGAAGAUGAUUAUUACUGAUCAAGACCCAGCUAUGACAAAGGCAUUCCCUCAUGUUCUUCCAAAUACUUUUCACAGGUAUUAUUGUUUGUAUAGAUUAUUAAAAAUAUUUAUAUACAUAGCCUUUCUUUUUUAACACUUUAUUUAAUUCUUUUGACAUGUAUUGUAGUU
Molecule: messenger RNA, 1521 nt
Organism: Asparagus officinalis (garden asparagus)
Lineage: Eukaryota; Viridiplantae; Streptophyta; Magnoliopsida; Asparagales; Asparagaceae
Product: protein FAR1-RELATED SEQUENCE 5-like
Exons: 2
Coding region: 419-1486 (355 amino acids)
Source: RefSeq, a predicted model, not a curated record